AUGGCCGGCACAAGCCUGACUUCUUUAUCCCUGACCCCAGAUCCAAGCUUUAAUUGGUUCUUCCUCCUGGAACUAAUUGUCUCCUGUAUUCUCGUGCUCUUCUUCCUGCUCUACUUCAAUCGACUGUUUGCAACCCUCGUGUCCUACGGAGUCCGCGCAUAUACCUGGCAUUAUUACCGCGCCUAUGUCGAUAUUCGAGCCCUGCAGAUCUCGCCCUUGGGCGGGAGGAUUUUCUUCAAAGGCAUCCGAUACCACGGCGUGAACGAGACUAUCUUUGUACACGGAGGGUUUAUCACAUGGCACUACUGGAAACGUACCGUGAGACGGACAGACGUGGCGGGCCUGGAUUGCAAUGAUGGAGCAGCGAAAAGAGAACAUGACACCGGGGUCGCGGGCGAUGCCGAUAGCAGGAAAGCGGACAGCGGGGAACAAGGCGGACCGAAGAAUGCGGAUGCUCUUCCUUGUCGCAUCACAGCAAAGGUCUAUGGUCUUGAGUGGUUCGUAUAUAACCGGGCUCCUGCUUACGAGGGCAUACUGGCGGGAUUCGAUCCAUCGAAUUCGUCUUCUUCGGCUACCAAACCACAAUAUCCUGAGAGCGAUGCGCUGGAUCCGCACUUAAAGGAAGGGAAUCUGGAUUCAUCUGUGGCCGGAUCUGCUCGCGCCGAAAGUCAAGGGAGGCCAGCUACAGCUGGAUCGCAGGACGCGGCUGGGUCCGAGCAGGAACUGGGGGAUGGCAUAGUAAGGUUCCUACGACUUUUGCCGAUAAGCUUGGAAUGUGACAAGGGUGCCAUCGUCAUGGGAAAUGAGAACACGAGAUCGGUUUUGACGACCACUUUCGACAGUGCUACUGGUUUGAUCGAGGCCUGCAAUGCUGGGGCGCUCGACCUGUACCGACAGGUGUUUUCCUUCAAUUUCAGCCAUCCGGUAAUUCAGAUGCGCCCAAAUCCAGAUUUCAAGCAGAACCAGCUGGCCGCUGCAAAGAGUCUUGGGUCAGCCGAAGAGGAUCAAGCUGGAAUGAAGCACAAGCGAAAUCCUAUCUUCAACUACAGAUUUCAGAAACGACGAGUCUGGCACAGUAUCCGUGAUCUGAUACCUUACUUUCAAACGUCGGUAGAAUCAUUUCAUGUGCAUCAGAAACAUGCCGAUUCCGGACCUAGAAAUUCAAUCGAUCUGGGCAGUGAUACGCGCUGGGUCGGACUUUCCCGAUACCUGGACGAAAGCGCGCAGGAUGACCACGAGGAGUGGAGCCCCGUUGAGUAUGGUCGAUUCUCGACAAUUCUUGACAGUCCUGGAAUGUCCGUGGCUUACUACUGGGAUGUUCCGGGGUGUGUCAAGACCUUUCCACCAUCGGAAACUUCAUCGCUGCCGGAUGCGACGUGGAGAAUCAACGGAGCCCCGCCUCCGGAAUGGGGCAUAGAUGUCAAGAUCAAUGGUGGCACUAUCAACUAUGGUCCCUGGGCCGAUAGGGAACGAGUUGGUCUGCAAAAUGUGUUUUUCCCCAAUGCGUUUCGGAGCUCGGAGCCGUCCGAGCCUCUGGAUCCCGGAGAGACGAGAAAGACCACAGUGUUUACCUUAAGAGUCGAGAUCAAUGAUGAGCUCACACUGCGAAUUCCUACUAGAGAGCCAUCGAAAGACUGGCAAUGGAAAGGUCGUGCUGAUACCAUAAGAGGUGUCUCGAAGUUAAAGAAACAGAAUAGUAGGAGGCAGUCGCGUGGCGCAGAAGGAGAAAAAGGUCAUAUCGGUCCAGAUAGACGACCUUUUGGGUGGUUAUCGCUUCGUGUGGCUGGUGACUCGACGAUCCGCUACAGCAUGGAUAUGUUAGCUUCUAUAUCAGGAUUUCAGAGCCGGCUCGAUCUUGACCUCCGAGAGACCAAGCUGAUGUCCAGUGUCAAUCACGCGUUACUGUGGCAGUGUCCAAGGCAACUGAUCGCUUGCGACCUGUCCGUUCCUCUCUCCUGGAAUAGUAUGCGUACCUGGAGAUUUGAUAUCAAUAGCGAUGACAUGGAGCUGUUCUUGCUACGAGAUCACAUCUUCCUUAUCACUGACCUUGUUUCCGACUGGGCAUCCGGGCCACCUCCGGAGUAUAGCACAUUUGUCCCCUUUAUCUAUAAGAUGAACCUAUCUUUCUCGAAUUUCCAGUUGUUCCUGAAUGUUAAUGAUAUGAACAUAGUCAACAACCCGUCUGACUUGGAUGACAACCGCACAUUGGCCAUCAAGGGCAAGAAGAUGACCUCGAACAUCACCAUCCCCUUGAAUAAGUAUAGGCCUGAGGAAAAUGCUAUUUCCUUCGAUGUCACCCUCGGGAAUGCUGGUAUUGACUACUUGACCCCUGUAUGGGAUACUAUGCAUGCUUUUCUAGCGAGCAAGUCCACUGCUGCGCUCGAGAAGCUGACCAUUGACGGCGUAUACAACUAUUACCUUACUACAUCUCCCGACUUGGUGGAUACACUGGUUCUGAACGUUGACGGCUUUUCUCCCAAACUCUACCUCUUCGGGUUUCUUAUUCGGUCCUUCAUGACCAUCAAAGAGAAUUAUUUCGGCGAGGAGAUGCACUUCAAGACGCUAGAGGAAUAUCAGGAGCUUGCCUACCCACAGGAAGACGCCGGAACCCAGCUUGGGGCUAACCCUCACAGGCAAUCGAAUGAUCUAGACGUGAUUGUGCACGUCACAGUCGACAACCCCUACGCUCUUCUUCCGGAGAACAUCUAUGAUCAAUCGAACUGCAUAAAGCUCACCGCUGCGUCCUUGGAGGCAGAUUUGCGAUUCACAAACUAUUAUAUGGAUUUGCAUUUCUCCAUUGCCCCGCUAAAGGCAGCCUUGGAAUCAAGCAGAUCUACGAGCCCGCCUACCGUAUCAGACACGCAGCUGUUCAUUGACGGCGUGUCUGUUUAUGGCCAUCGUUUGUUUGGUCUCCCCCCUGCGGAGCCAACGUAUGUUUGUAACUGGGACUUCGAUAUUGGCCGUAUCAUCGGAGAAUGCUCAACAAAUUUCCUUAGCUGCUUGACAGGAGCGCUCAAGAGCUUCGAUUUUUCAUUCGACAAUGAAGAGAACGCCCUUCCGUUGUUGAAUCCGUUGCAGCUCCAUGAUGUUACUUUUCUACGAGCUAAGGUUGAGGCCGUUCAUAUCUCCAUCCUCCUGGAAAGGGCAGCCCUGGUCCUAAGUACUGGUCUCGUGACAACGAAGUUUAACGACUGGGCGAACACGAGGUUUUCAAAGCGCAUGAGCCUACUUGUCCCUGAUCUCUCGGUUGCUGCCAUUGACUACAAUUCCAUAGGGUCAUCUGGAAGCUUGCCCGAUGAAACUAUUACCCCUCUUGCUCUCCUCGAGUCCACUUUGAACCUCAGAAUGGUGCAGCAGAAAGCAGAUGCCAACGGAAGUCGCAAACUACAACAGGAACAUGUUAAGCUUCAUGAUCAAAGAACACAACGCACCCCUUGGCUAAUAUUUGACUGGGAAGACAUUGAGCCUCGCUCACUACAGGUGGCUGGUGAUGACUUGUCUUCACCUACAAUUGCCAUACCUACCAUGCCCGAGCCAGUCAGCAAGUACCGUAGUGUUGCCGGUAGCUCAUCCUCAUUGCGCCGAUUUUCGACAACAGGAAGCAAUCGCAGCUUCAGGAGCUUUUUCGUAUCGUCGGAGGUAUCGAGUGUGAAGAGCGGCCGCAGAAGGCAACCGUACAGCUCUAAUCAUGUGGCAUACCCUCUCGCAGACAGAAAGAAGCCAAAUUCUUCUCAAUCAACAGUCCACGGCAGGGAUGUUAAUCGGCAACGCGCUGGCCAAGACUGCUCCGAGGCUGCUCCAGUCGGAAACAGCGAUGCGUCAAGCCCCUGGUCUAUGCCUACGUUUUCCUUUCACAAGAUAAGAUUGGAUACCGCCCAAUUACCUCAACGACCAGCUUCGCGUGCUAACUCGGCACAAAGUGACUAUGCUGAUGUCAAGCUUGGUCAUCCCUUCUCUCCCGAAAGUGAUGGAACGACUCACACAAAUCUCGCUAUAGAGUUGCCACUCGGUAUCAGGAGCUUUUGCUCUCCAGAGUUUCUUCACGUCGUGUCUGCAUUGGUUGAGAAUCUGCAGCCGAAUCACCCUAGCGAUAUCAUUGACUCUCUCCAAAAGGACAUCAUUUCAGACAUCGUGGCAUACGAGAAGUCGAUGAAAAGCCCGCGGAAAUGCACCAGCAUUGCUAUGAGGGCCCCUUACCUGCUUGUCAAAUUAGUGAAUCCCGGCUCUGGUGUCACUGACGGAUUUAGCUUCCGAGAUGAGUAUAGUAUAGUGGUCUCGCAUCUGAAAGCAGAAAUUAGGACCAAGACCCAGAGGCGAAAGGGAGACCUUGUCGCAGGAGUAGAUAAGAGCUCCACUGUACAUGCAGCUGCAGACGGCCUUUCGGUCUCGGUGCAAGGCUGUCGCGCCGAUGCUUACCAGGAGAAGGCCGAACUGAGCUGUGUCCUUGGCGACAUAAACUUCUGGCUCGUGACAGGAUCUAUACAAAGGUCCAACUUCCAAGUCAGAUCUUUCGAGACUGUGACUUCAACCAAAUCUGUGGAGCACCUUGCUUCCCUGGUCCGCAGAACCACGACUAUGAUCGACUCCAUCGCAUCAUCUUUCAAGCAUAGCCUCUCUAUUGGCGAGAGGCGAUUGUGUUACCUUGUCUAUUUUCUCACCCAACAGGCAGCUAAUAUUCCUGAUCCCUCUUUUCUCGUACGUAUUUCAUAUGUGCUGAGAGUUGCGCGAAACCAUUUACGGCAGCAUGAUUCAUGGAAGAUCAUCUCUCGUCUACGCAAUGUGUAUAAGCACUUGCCACCCGCUCAAGCGUCUAAAUUGACCGACAAAUGCUUGUAUGGAGAUUUCGAGCUUCCAUCCAACGCUAAAGACCUGGUGUUGUCAAGCUUCGACCAAUGGCGAGCUUGGGAUUUGGCGCACGUCGAGAAGAGCUACGUGAUGAGAAGCGUGUGGAAUAGUUCUGAGUCUGAUACCACAGACACAGCGGCUUCCAUGCUCUUCUCUUCGACAGUGAAACUUUUCCGUGUCUCCAUUGAUCCUGGCCCAAGGGAAAGUGAUUUUAGAGUACAAGAUCUAGCAACUGCUGUCUCGCUGAACGUUCCGAACGAUAGCCUAUCGGCUGAAGAUAAAGACCACAAGGAUCUAAUCAUUGUGCAAUCCUACUGCUCGUCUUCCGGCCUCCGUUUGCGGUGGGAGAUCCUCGACCUUGUGGAAGGGGUCCUGAAAACCAUGUCUACAGUGACACUUGAGUCCGCACCACCGGCACCGAAGCACGAAAACAGCCCAAAGAAACCCAUUGAGUUCCAACUUGUUCUUGGGGCUGACCUGGGCUCGAUCACGCUUGAUGGUAUCAACGUCAAGCUAGCGCUGGCUGGGAAAUCGCUCAGAAGCUCGCUCGUUCAUAAGUUUCCGAGCUCCGGGGUUAAUGAGAUGACAAGCUUCUUGUGGAGUGCUAGCGCCUGCUACUCCGAGAUAUCCAGCAACUCGAAAGUACUGAUGAUGUGGAAACUUUCGGACCCUCAUAUAUAUGGCUCUCGAGUGUCCGAGGAAAACGAAUCUGGAUUGAAUAACGAAUGGAUGGUCGCGGCGUCCUGCAAAAAGCUUCGCUACAACAUGAAAGAGGACCCGCUCAGCCUUGCACACAUAGCUGAUCGACUCAUAGAGGAUGAGGUUCGAUUCGUUUAUGAGCUUAUCAACAGCGUGGAGUUCCCGGCACACCAGCAGGGCCCUGUAGCCCCCACGAAGCUGGUCCGCAACAUAUUCCAUGUCGCUGUAUUUCUGGACGACUACCGGUUGAGUUUCUGUGUUCUACCCUCGCUGACUUAUAUCAUCUCUGGCGAGGUGGCGCGAACCUCUAUAACGCCCAGACGAGGAUCUAAGAUGGAGAUAGACUUUGAUUUGAAGAGGAACCUUCAUACUUUUCUAUCCAAUGAGGGCGGCCAAUGGCACUCUCUCUCGGCACUCGAGAUCCCUCCGAUCAACGGCCGGAUCAUUGCUGAUCUCUCGCCUGGCCGCACGGAGAUGGAGGUGGACGUCACUAUUGAGGUCAUUCACCUCGAGGCCAGCGCCGUGCGGAGUCUUUUGGGCGCGCUGACAAGGCCAGAAGUUUCACAUUUUAUGGGCGAUCUCAAACAGAAUGUGGACACCUUACAGCUUCAUCUUGACCAUGUCCUUGCACUCAGAAAAGCGCCACCGCAGCGGAAGGACUCUUCAAGUGACCAUAUAAUUCUCUACAAAGCGCGCAUGACCAUGGCAGGAACCAAGAUUCAUGCGACAGCGCCAGCGCUCAACGGAAACCAUUACUCGGCGGAUCUAGACAUCAGAUUGGGGAUGGUGCGCCUACGCCUGGACAACGGCUUGGAGGCCGGACACCCGAUGGAAUAUCCUGAGUUCCACGUCGACUCCUCGAAUCUUAGCUUGGAUCUGAAGAAACAAGAUGUAUCAAGAAGCCGAUCGUACUGCAGCUUUGUUGUUGACGCCAAACUUCAAGGAACAUCUAUGCAGCGUAACAAUGGCGAGAUGAGGCGGGUGCUACAUUUAAGCAGCACAAAAUUCAAUGUCGAUCUAUUCCCUGAGAGCGCUGCGCUGCUAGUUGACUUGGCUGCCCAUCUCCAAGAGCGCAUAAAAACCUUGGACCUCUCCCAUGAAGUGAAACGAUUUAAGAAGCUACGGCGUCGGGGGCAUGCAGAGCCGGAACGCAAGUCCUUGGAAGUUCCUCGGAUACAGGUAGACGAUGCCAGCUCGUCCGAUGAACUUUUCAAUGCCAUUUAUUCCUUGGACUUUCAUAAUAUUCAGCUUGGAUGGAACAUGAUGACGAUGUCUUCCGCAAUACCAGAAAACAAAUUGGCUGAUUUGGUAUUCUCUAUCAACCGGGUUGAGUUGUCAAACAAGAAGACAAAUGCUGCCAAGCUCCGAAUCGAAGACAUGCAGUUACAGAUGGUACCGGUCCAUGGUAACCGGCAGAAGCGCUCACUCAACUCGGCCCUUUUGCCGGAACUGGUCUUCAACGUUGCGUACGCUUCCGUGGGCAAGGAAGUUCGAUUGGCCUUUCAGGCUGCUGGAAAGUCAUUGGAUCUGCGAGCUACCUCGGAGUUCAUACUUCCGGCCAGCAUGAUACGUGAUUCGAUUGCCUCUGCUGUCCGGACCAUAAGGGAGGCCAAUAACAUCCUGGUUUCGAAGCCAUCUGGAGAUAGCGUGAAACUCCGUCCCAUCUUUGGAAACAAACGCUUCCGCUCUGUGCUAAUUGACGUUGACUUCGCUGGAGCCACUGUAUCCCUGCAAGGGAGGCAUACAGAGGAUCAACAGACAAUGCUGACUGCAAGUCUGAAGGGAAACCAGCUUCCACAGUCAGGAUAUGGUCAAUAUGUUCAUGGAGAUGGCAUAGCCACGGCGACUUUCAAGGCCCCAGGGGUGGCAUUGAAAGUACUAUUCGAGGACAAUGGCCGUGAAGAUCCGGCUCUCAACGCGGAAUUAAAAGUCGAUGCCUCCACGAAUGUGCUUUAUCCUAGCCUCGUUCCUUUGAUCAAGCAGGUAACAACCACUGUCAAAGAGGUCAUGGGAGAUCACCCAAGGGCCAGACGACCUUCGAAUGCGGUCAUGCUACAUUCGCAAAAGCUGAUGUCAGAAACCCCACUUGCAAAUACAGAUCCGGGUUCAAUUCUUGGCCGUUGCAAGUUGAAUGUUGGGAUCUUGAUUUGCAGGCAAGAGUUCAGCUUGAGCUGCCAACCCAUAGCUCGUGUGGCAGCCACCACGCAAUUUGAUAGCGUCUAUGUUACGAUCAAUACAGUACAGUCGGACGAGCAGGAGCGGUUCCUAGCUCUUCUGGUGGCUUUCAAUUCCUUACAAGCAUCGGUGAAGCAUGUCUACUCCAAUGAAUCGACUGCGAGCUUCGAAGUGAAGUCUAUGGUCAUGUCCAUCAUGAAUAGCAAGCAUCUGGGAAGUUCAAAAGGCAUUUCAGCCGUUCUUCGAGUCAGUCCCAUGAAUGUCGCACUCAAUGCAAAGCAGGUGCAGGAUCUAUUGCUAUUUCGCGAGAUUUGGUUCCCGUCCAACGAUGAAAUAAGUCCCGGGCCUGCUUUCCAGUCGCAAUCGCAGGACACGCAAGCCUAUAUUGUACAGAGGUAUCAACAAGUUGCAGCAACCCCUGCCUUCCCUUGGAAUACCACGAUCGCAAUUGAGAAGCUGGAAAUACAACUUGACUUGGGAUCCACUCUGGGCAAGGCGCAAUUUGCAAUCACUGACCUCUGGUUGUCGACCAAGAAGACAUCUGAUUGGGAGCAAAUCCUUUGCGUCAGCUUUCACACAGUGGGUAUUGAGAGCAAAGGCCGGAUGAGCGGGCUCGUCGAACUACAGACUUUCAAGAUCCAGACCUCGAUCAACUGGCCCCACGACCAGCAAGACAACAGAACCCCACUCAUUCAAGCGUCCAUAUCCUUCAGCCAGCUGGACGUGAAAGUCUCCUUUGAUUAUCAACCGUUCCUUAUCGCUCACAUCUCUCGGUUCGCGUUCUUUAUGUACAAUGUUCGCCCUACGGCCGAUGCGCCCAACGAGCGGCUUUUCAGUAUCCUCGAUGGAGAUCAGGUGCAGGUGUUUUGCACUAGUAUGACUGCCUCUCAAGCCUUGGCUCUCUUCCAGGCUUGGCAGCGACUCGUUCAAGAUAAGCAAGCAGCGUACGAAGCAUCUCUACAAGACAUCGAGCGGUACCUGCGUCGCAAGACCUCCGUGUUUUCGGAGAAAACCGAGACAAGCUCACGGGAAAUCUCCAAGCCCGCUAAGGAGGAAACGGAAGAAGCACCCAUUUCACUGCAUACCGGAGUGGUGGUUAGUAUCAACGUGGUCACCAUGGGCGUCUUCCCGCGCUCAUUCUUUGACAAUCACGUCUUCAAGCUGGAAGCACGGGAUGCCCAGGCUCGGUUUGAUGUGUCACUCGACCAGGGCAAGAUUCAUAGUGCACUGGGUCUGACCUUAGGCCAGCUGCGGGUUGCUCUGUCCAACGUUGUUCGUUCCGGUUCCAUGGAUGCAGACGAGCUUCUACUUGUCGGUGAAGUAGGCAAUCGUGUCACUGGAUCCCGAGGAGGCACGAUCCUUAAGGUGCCGCGACUGGUGGCUCGGAUGGAGACCUGGCAGGUGCCAGGAUCCCACCAGAUCGAAUAUAUCUUUCAGAGCACGUUCGAAGGCAAGGUCGACGUCGGCUGGAACUACUCCCGCAUCAGUUUCAUCCGGGACAUGUGGGAAUCGCACUCGCGCGCGUUGGCCACCCGGCUCGGUAAGCCGCUGCCUCCGUCCGCGGUGCGCAUCACGGGGGCGCUGAAUGCCGAUGGGGGCGGCGGCGGCGGCGGCGAGAACGAGUCGCAGGAGAAGAUCACGGCGGUGGUCAAUGUGCCGCAGUCGAAGUAUAGCUAUGUGGCGUUGGAGACGCCGGUGAUCGAAACGCCGCAACUGCGCGACAUGGGCGAGGCUACCCCACCGCUGGAGUGGAUUGGGCUUCAACGGGACAAGCUGCCCAACAUUACUCAUCAGAUCAUCAUUGUUACCCUUCUGGAACUGGCGAAAGAGGUGGAGGAUGCAUAUGCAAAGAUCCUGGGGUCGUCGUGAUGCCAUGCAGCUUUUCCUUAUGCUGUGGUUUUAUGUCGAGUCUGUGCGUGAACCGGUGUUGGUCUUACCUAUCUGUGCUGGACCAUUGGUUGUGGGGAGAAAGGACGUAUGUGCCGUUUACUCAGUCAAUCACUUCAGACUGUAUAUAGAACCUUUUUUGAUAUCUCUAGCGUACAAGUAAUGUAUAUACUAUCUUAACAAUAAUUGGUGUUUAUUUGCGAAGGAGAAGAGAUGAGAAGAG
Aspergillus brunneoviolaceus CBS 621.78 is the source of this 9829-nucleotide messenger RNA. Its product is annotated as putative fermentation associated protein (Csf1). The transcript has 3 exons. Gene Ontology annotation, cellular component: membrane. Bases 1 to 9588 code for a protein of 3195 amino acids. Gene Ontology annotation, biological process: fermentation. Lineage: Eukaryota; Fungi; Ascomycota; Eurotiomycetes; Eurotiales; Aspergillaceae. The record is from RefSeq and is a predicted model, not a curated record.